Messenger RNA from Danio rerio (zebrafish), 1492 nucleotides. RefSeq names its product delta(4)-desaturase, sphingolipid 1 (gene degs1). Gene Ontology annotation, cellular component: endoplasmic reticulum membrane; membrane. Gene Ontology annotation, biological process: sphingolipid biosynthetic process; lipid metabolic process. The record is from RefSeq and is marked provisional. Gene Ontology annotation, molecular function: sphingolipid delta-4 desaturase activity; catalytic activity. Lineage: Eukaryota; Metazoa; Chordata; Actinopteri; Cypriniformes; Danionidae.
GGAGGCUCAAUGAGGAUGAUGAGGGACGGUCGCAGACAUUAGAUCCGCUUAAGGAAGCCGAUCAUUUCCUGACUAACACAUCUAGAGAAAACCCCCCGCAAAAUAAUCGCUAGAUCAGCGCCAAAAUGGGGAACCGCGUGGCGCGCGAGGAUUUCGAGUGGGUUUACACGGACCAGCCGCACGCCGACCGGAGGAAAGAGAUACUGGCUAAAUACCCAGAGAUCAAGUCUCUGAUGGGCCCUGACCCCAGGCUCAAAUGGAUAGUCAGCACGAUGGUGGUUGUCCAGUUUUUGGCUUUCUACCUGGUGAAGGAUCUGUCCUGGAAAUGGGUGUUUUUCUGGACGUAUGCAUUUGGAAGUUGCAUAAACCAUUCAAUGACACUAGCCAUUCACGAAAUCUCUCACAACACUGCUUUCGGCAACAACCGAGCCAAGUGGAACCGCUGGUUCGCCAUUUUCGCCAAUCUGCCUAUAGGACUACCGUACUCUGCGUCGUUUAAACGCUACCAUCUGGACCACCACCGCUACUUGGGUGGAGAUGGUGUGGACGUGGACAUCCCCACUGACUUUGAGGGUUGGUUUUUUUGCACGCGUAUGCGCAAGCUGAUCUGGAUCAUGUUCCAGCCGCUGUUUUACGCCAUCCGGCCGCUCUACAUCAACCCCAAACCCAUCAGCCAGCUGGAGCUCCUGAACGUGGCCAUCCAGCUGUCCUUCAACGCGCUCCUCUACUGGAGCUGGGGCGCCAAACCUGUGGUCUACAUGAUGAUGGGCUCGAUGCUGGGCAUGGGUCUCCAUCCCAUCUCAGGACACUUCAUCGCUGAACAUUACAUGUUCCUCAAAGGCCACGAGACCUACUCUUACUACGGCUCUCUGAACCUGCUGACGUUCAACGUCGGCUACCAUAACGAGCAUCACGACUUCCCUAGCAUUCCCGGACGACGACUACCAAUGGUGAAAGAGAUCGCAUCUGAGUACUACAGAGAUCUGCCGUGCUACAGCUCCUGGAUAAAAGUGCUGUACGACUUCAUCAUGGACGACCAGUUGAGUCCGUAUUCACGCGUCAAGCGAAAACUGGUCGGAGACGUCAAGCAGGAGUGAGCAAACACACUGCGGCACACACACAGGCUUUUAGCAUACAGCACAUUGAUUUUAAUGCUUCACCAAACCCUCUGAGCGUUUGUGUUCUCACGCUCUGAAGAUCCGGACUCUUCUAUUAAUGCAGCAGGAAUCAUGACACCACACGCUUUAAUCAUGUGUAUGAUGGAGCAGGUCAUGUUCAUGUAGCUCUACAUGUUCAGUGUUCUUCCUCUUCUGGAGUGUUUUACAGGAGCUGUUGAUGGAGCGAGCGCAGUGUGUCUGGACUGUGUGCUCAUCUCUCUGCUCGUCUUCAUUAUUUCAACACUUUUAUAUUUCACAUCAACUAAAAACAGCCUUACUGAUAUGGAGUCUGAUUGUUACCGAUGUUAAUAGAAAGUAAAUCUCUAUAUUCUCUA